This is a messenger RNA of Pistacia vera, 1218 nucleotides long. RefSeq names its product casbene synthase, chloroplastic-like. The record is from RefSeq and is a predicted model, not a curated record. Gene Ontology annotation, molecular function: magnesium ion binding; terpene synthase activity. Gene Ontology annotation, biological process: diterpenoid biosynthetic process. The transcript is spliced from 5 exons. The coding region runs from base 1 to 1218 and encodes 405 amino acids. Lineage: Eukaryota; Viridiplantae; Streptophyta; Magnoliopsida; Sapindales; Anacardiaceae.
AUGGCUUUGCAAACUCUUGUACCAGCACUGAAUUCCUCCAAAUGCUUUCUACUAUCAUCCGCAAAUCCUCCCUCUAAAAUAUUUGUUCAUGAUUUUUUUGCUUCUCCCAGCAAUAUUAUUAAGCAUUCUGCAGACUCACUACAAGCGUCAAGGAGGCUGCAGCCAUGUUUAGCAUCUGAAAACAACCAAGAAGCUUAUCGUCCGCUCGCAAACUUUGCCCCUACCAUUUGGAAAGACCCCAACAUCUUCACUUCUGAAAUACCUCAUUCGGAAAUUAAAUCAAAUGAUAAACUCGCUGAAGAGCUAAAGCAACAGGUGAAAGAAAUGUUAAUGGCUUCAAUGAGUGAUCCAGUGGAGAAACUUUGUUUGAUUGACUCUAUAUGUCGUCUUGGUGUGUCAUAUCACUUUGAGACGGAAAUUGAAGAACAACUAACUCAAAUUUGUGAAGCACAACCUAACCUUGCGGAUGAUAAUGAUUAUGAUCUCUACACUAUUGCUCUUUUAUUUCGAGUUUUCAGACAAUAUGGUUUCAAGAUUUCUUGCGCCGUGUUCAACAAGUUGAAGAAUAGUGGUGGUAUGUUCAAGGAAAGUUUAACCAACGAUGUAAGAGGCAUGCUGAGUUUAUAUGAAGCGACACAUUUGAGACUACAUGGGGAAGAAAUUCUUGAGGAGGCCCUUGAUUUCACAACCUCUCAUCUCAAGUCCUUGGCCGAAAAAUCCAGUCCUCAUUUCGCAAAACAUAUAAUGAAUGCCCUUGAUUUGCCCUUGCACCAAGGUGUUCCAAGAUUGGAAGCACGCCAAUACAUCUCUUUCUAUGAAGAAGACCAUGAAUUUAGAAAUGAAACUCUACUCAUGUUUGCAAAGUUAGAUUUCAAUAAGGUACAAUUGCUACACCAACAAGAGAUGAAAUAUCUUACAAGAUGGUGGAAGGAUUGUGACUUGGCAUCAAAAUAUCCUUACUCAAGAGACAGAAUUGUCGAGUUCUACAUGUUGUCGAUAGCAGAUUAUUUUGAGCCUCGUUUCUCGAUUGCCCGGAUGAUAAAUACUAAAAUUACAACGAUUCUUACAGUUAUGGAUGAUACAUAUGACGCAUAUGGUACAGCUGAAGAGCUCCAAAGUUUCACAGAUGCCCUAAAAAGGUGGGAUUCUAGUGCGCUAGUUGAUUUGCCAGAAUAUAUGCAAGCUCUUUAUAGUGCUAUCUUGAAUCUUUACUGUUGA